Messenger RNA from Rotaria sordida, 915 nucleotides. Lineage: Eukaryota; Metazoa; Rotifera; Eurotatoria; Philodinida; Philodinidae. The record is from the annotation of a GenBank genome assembly.
AUGAAUACUGCUAAUGAAGAAAAACAACACGUAUUAGAUGUUACUGAAGGUGAAAUAUUUAUUGUUGAACGUAUUGUCAAUCAUCUUUUUCGCAAUAGUAAAAAAGAAUAUUUAAUUGCAUGGAAAGGGUUUUGGCAAUUACCUAUUGAUGAAAAAGAUCUAGUUAAAAUAGCAUUCAUCGCUCUAUUUGGUUUAUAUGAAUGGAAUGUUCUCCCUCAAAGUCUUCGAAAUGCUUCUCCAAGUUUUCAACGUAUUAUGAACAAUCUAUUAUCAUUAUGUACUGACUUCUCCUUAGUUUAUUUAGAUGACAUCAUAAUUUUUUCUCGUACUUAUGAUGAACAUUUAAUUCACUUUGAAGAAGUUUUAAAUACUUUACAAUCACAUAAUUUAACAUUAAAUUCAACAAAAUGUGAAAUAGCUAAACAAACAAUUGAAUAUUUAGGACAUGUAAUUAAUUCCACAACAAUUACUCCUUUAACAGAUAAAAUUAAAUCUAUUAUUUUAUUACCAGAACCUAGAUUAUUAGCACAAGCAAAUCGCUUCAUUGAUGCAUUAUCAUGGUACAGAAAAUUUAUUCCACAAUUUGCAAGUAUGGCAACACCUGUUCAUGCUGUAAUCAAUCUUUUGAAAUCACAUCGACAUAAAUUUAAAUGGGUACCUGAACAAUCAAAAUCUUUUAAUGAUUUAAAACAAUUAUUAGCAUCUCAUCCACUUCUUUUAAAUUUUCCAGAUGAUACACAACCUGUAUUGUUAUCAACUGAUGCAUCUAAGGUGGGAUUAGGUGGUAUUCUUUAUCAAGAAAUUAAUAAUGUUAAAAAAAUACUUUAUUAUUAUUUCGAAUUAUUAUCAUCAUCACAAAAACGUUAUCAUCAUAUUGAACUUAAAGCAUUGGCAAUUUUCAAAUGUAUUACUUGA